GCUGAGUCAAUUAAUUCACAGCCUAUGUGCUCAGUCAAUUCAGUCAGGCCAUAUAUCAGCUUUGAUUCCUCCGCGGCUCGUUGUCUGGAGUCAUUGAGAAGCAGCUAGCACUAUAAAGUCUGGCUCAGAGCUUUUGGGUCUUUCCUCCAUGCCACCACAGCGAGCGCUUCCCGAUAAUCAAGAUGGAUUCAGACGUCCAGCCAAAUGUCCUCUAUGACAUCCUCAGACGGAUCUCAAUCAAGUCGAUACUCAAGCUAGCUUCUGGGCUUCGACCUCAGGCCUUGUACAAGAUCUUGCAUGACUUCCUCCUCCAUGUCUCAUUUCGACCUCUGGCAAGAGCAAAGCCAAAGAAUCUCUUUCAACUACUUCAAAAAGCUGCUGCAGGCACAGCAGGAAACGGGAUCUCGAUAUACUCUCCGGGUGGAAUCGCUCAAGUUGGUCUGAGACUCUCCUAUGUCGACUUGCUCACUUCAUCGAGCCUCAAGGCUGGGCUUCUAAGCCAGAUCGAUGGCAUCAAAGACGACUCAGUUGUCCUCCUGCACUUCGACAACCACCGAGAUGGUAUUGAAUGGUUCUGGGCUGUUAGUAUCGCUGGUUACAUCCCUGCCAUCUCGACUCCUUUCACGCACGACGUCGAAGCUCGCAAGAAACAUCUCAUUCAUCUCCAGACCGUCUUGAAGAAUCCGAUCAUCCUCACAUCGGAGCAUCUAGUGCCUGAAUUUCUCGACCUAGAGUGUCUCAGUAUACGUACCAUUGAAAGCAUACAGGCUGGCAAAAACGAAGGAAUUGUCCCAAUUCUCAACCGCGGGCUGUUGAAAAAGGGGGAUGAUAUUGCGGCUCUUAUGCUCACAUCCGGCAGUACUGGCCACGCGAAGGCGGUUACACUGCGACACAAUCAGAUGCUCACAUCGGUUUCUGGAAAAUCGAUUCAUCAUAGCACGACUCCUAAGGACAAGUUCUUGAAUUGGAUUGGUCUCGAUCACGUGGCUAACCUAACGGAAACCCAUCUUCAUUCCAUGAAUCUUGCGGCUGAGCAAGUCCAUGUUCAAGCUUCAGAUCUACUCGUUGAUCCAUUAAGAUUCCUAAUUUUCAUUGCUCGUCAUCGAAUCACGCAUACUUUUGCUCCAAACUUCUUUUUAGCAAGUCUGAGAACUGCUUUGGAAAAACCUGAGCCAUUUGCUGGUGAUAUCCUAGAUCUGUCUUGUUUACGAGUAUUGAUCUCUGGAGGCGAACAAUGCGUAGUUGAGACUUGUCAAGCACUGACUUCGCUACUGCACAAGUAUGGAGUUCAUGGUGAAGUCAUUAGGCCUGGGUUUGGAAUGACAGAAACUUGUGCUGGGUCUAUUUACAAUAGGAACUGUCCAUCCUACGAUAUCUCGAAUCAAAGCGAAUUUGCCUCGCUUGGAUCUUGCGUGCCAGGCAUCAGCAUGCGGGUCACAAGUGACUCGGGAGAAGUCGUGGCGAAGAAUGAGAUUGGCAAUCUUGAGGUAUCUGGGCCAAUUGUGUUCGAGGAGUACUUCAACAAUUCAAAAGCAACUGCUGAAUCGUUUACACAAGACGGGUGGUUCGUAACAGGAGAUCGAGCACUGAUUGAUGCAACUGGUAGACUUCAAAUGACUGGAAGAGCAAAGGAGAAUAUCAUCAUCAACGGAGUGAAGUACUUCCCCCAUGAAGUUGAGACUGCUCUCGAGGAAGCACGAAUCGAUGGUGUCACACCAUCAUACACGGCCGUCUUUCCUCAUAGACCUAAGAGUUCUCAAACUGAAGUCCUCUGCGUCGUCUACCUACCAAGCUAUGAUGCGGAUGAUGUUCUUGCUCGAGUCAAGGCAACUGAUGCCAUCUCAACCAUUUGCACAAUGCAAUGUGGUGUUCGACCGUACGACAUUAUUCCUUUGACGGCUGUCCACUUACCUAAAUCGUCUCUUGGCAAGCUCUCUCGAGCCAAGAUAAGGACUGCAUUCGAGACUGGCGUCUUUGCUGAAUUCAAAACCAACAACGAUACCCUGCUACAAGAAUAUCGAGCAUCCCAACGUCAAGCUCCAACCAACGGCACCGAAGCGAGCAUCUUGAAAGUCUUUUCCGAGACCUUCGACAUCCCAGAAGAGGAUAUCGGGAUCAACACUUCUCUUUUUGAAAUGGGUGUCAGUAGCAUCGAGAUCAUCCGUCUCAAAACUCGCAUCGAGUCCGAACUCUCCCUUCCAAACGAAAUACCCAUCAUAACAAUAAUGACCAACCCCACGAUCUCAGCUCUCUCACUCGCUCUCCUCGAACUCUCCAACCCAAAAGAAUACAACCCCAUCGUGACCCUCCAAUCCGGAGGAUCCAAAACACCUCUUUUCCUCGUCCACCCUGGUGUGGGAGAAGUGCUCGUUUUCCUCAACCUCGCAAAAUACAUCGUUGACCGACCCAUAUAUGCUCUUCGAGCUCGAGGCUUCGACGCUGACGAGAAGCCAUUCACCUCCAUCCCCGAAAUCGUUAGCACGUAUCACACCGCAAUCAAAAGGGUACAACCUACCGGUCCGUACGCUAUUGCCGGCUACUCAUACGGCUCCAUGCUAGCUGUCGAAAUCGCCAAAGUCCUCGAAUCCGACAACGAGGAAGUAAAGUUCGUCGGCGUCUUCAACUUACCACCACACAUCAAAUUCCGCAUGCGCCAACUCGACCGGAUCUCCGUCCUUCUACACCUAGCCUACUUCCUCGACCUCAUGACCGAAGAACACGCUCACGCCAUCUCACCCGCUAUGCACUUGCUUUCCCCCGACGAAGUCUUAUCCCACGUCCUAGAACAAUCACCACAAGCCCGCUUGAGCGAAAUGGCUUUGGACACCGACAAGCUCCGCAAAUGGACAGACAUCUCCCAUGGCCUACACGUGAUAGCGCAUGACUACGACCCAUCAAGCAGUGUGUCCAAAAUGGACGUCUUCUACGCGAUUCCCCUCGCGGCAGUAGCUAAAGACAAGCAAGACUGGAUGGAAAACCAUCUGUCGAAAUGGGACGGGUUUGUGAACGAAGAAGUCAAGUUCCAUGAAGUCGACGGGGCUCAUUACACAAUGCUGGGUCCAGACAAUGUUCUGAGCUUCCAGAAGAAGUUGAGGGCCGUUUUGAGGGAGCGCGGCAUCUGAAGCAGGACGAGACCUCACUUAAAAUCUCCGUUUGCAGCCACACCCCCUCUAUCUUCAUAUUCCGGAGUU
This is a messenger RNA of Mollisia scopiformis, 3191 nucleotides long. RefSeq names its product putative non-ribosomal peptide synthase-like protein. Gene Ontology annotation, molecular function: CoA-ligase activity. Gene Ontology annotation, biological process: biosynthetic process; secondary metabolic process. The record is from RefSeq and is a predicted model, not a curated record. NCBI's taxonomy places the organism in Eukaryota, Fungi, Ascomycota, Leotiomycetes, Helotiales, Mollisiaceae. The transcript has a single exon. Bases 183 to 3122 code for a protein of 979 amino acids.